AUGUCAAGCGGCAAGAAAGGCACAACGCCAGUACAGCCGCGCAGAGAUGUGCUGGCUUCGCUUCGGAUGGCCUCGAUGGAGGAUAUUUCACGGGCCUCACUGCCCGCUGAGAUCAUGACUUCUGUACUGGACUACUUGGAUCCUGUCGACCUCAUCCGCGUGGCGCGCUCGAGCAAACUUCUGCAUGAAAUGGCAUACGACGAUACACGAUGGGUACAACUUUUGAAACGCAUUGGGUGUUGGAACGAGGCGGAUGCUCGGAAACACAUUGAGGCAUCCUAUGGAACAAUCGCCAAUCCUCAUCUUGGAGACGACGAGAUCAUGACUGGGCAAGCAAGCGGUACCAUACCGUCUAUACUCAUUGAGAGUGCCCCGGACUCCGAGGUGCAGCAGAAGCUGUCCGAUGGAUUCGACAAAAUUGACUUGGUCAAUACGAGCUUGCCAUCGGGAUCAGGAGCCACAGAUGAGGAUGACCCAGAUCUUACGAUACUGAGUACCGCCAAGUCUAUACGGGGCGAGGCACGACAUCAAUAUGGCAGAAUACAUGGUGCGCUCGCGCCAUUUUACAACGACAUAGCACAGAAAGGUCCCUCGAUGGACAGGCUUGUCUUCGCACGAUAUAAAGAUCCCCAAUCCCGGGCACAGAUGUUGUCGCAGCUAGCGGCAUUUGCCAGGUCCGACUUGACUGAUGGCUGUGAAGACCGGACAGAUCGCCUUCAACGGACGGUGGCCUUGUUCGAGACGGCGGCUUUGGAGGAGUUCCGGAAUGCGUACGAAGCUGAAGACAUUGGUGGGAAUAUGCGAAAGUAUGCUUACGUGCUUUGGACAUUGAAUGGCGGCCAAGCGGCCGUUGAUGCCUUUGUACGCCACAACCAUUUGAUGGCUCGGCGAAGCGAGCUAGGCACCGUGGCGGACUGCAUCGAUGCAUCGGGCAAAAUAAAACUACAGCACACGCAAGCUUUCUUUACGAGACUAAGUGUGGCCUUCAAUGAAGAGAUCGCUAUUUUGAAUCAAGCAUUUCCUCUGGAACUGGACGUUGCCUCGCCAUUUUUAAGAAAAGUGGGACAGGAUGUGCUCUAUCCAUUUCUCACAGCUAUCUUUGACGAGCUGCACCGCAGCAACAUGGAGUCCUAUCUUACUGCUGUUUCAGUCACGUUUGUGCAGUGUCUCAAUCUGUCCGAAUCUCUUUUGCCCAUUCGAAGUGCCGGCGAAGAAAGCGAACUCUCCUUUGAUCCUGUCGUCAUCCAGAUUUUUGAGCCUCAUAUUGAUCUAUACCUUGCGGAGGAACUCGACUUCUUCCGAAAAGGAUGUGAAGCUGCGAUCGACGAUUGGGACCGACAACUCUCCGAGCAAGCCGCAUCUGCCGAGUCGUUCCUCAUGUCCAAUAUCAACCGCCAGGCGGACAAGCGAGAUUUUCUGACCUCGUUCAAGAAGGUGAUUAUGAUGCCUGUGAAUAUUUUGCCUGGAUUUUCGGGUAACAAAGCCGCGAGCGGUGGCCCUUCGGCUAAUGCCGAAGCAAAUGGAGCCGCUGAAACCGCGGUCAAGUCGUCUAAUAGAUUUUCUACCAUCGCUUCACCAGCGACACCGACAUUGGAGGAGGCGCCCACUACGGAGCUGGCCGCCAAGGCGGCCAUCAUGAAGACCAAGAUGGAGGGCAUCAAAUCCCUCUUCAGCAUUGAGAUUGCCUUGAAUCUCGUGCACUCGGCCAAAUCGAGUCUAGAGCGAGCCGCUCAAUUCGUACGCUUGGGCGGCGAGUACGAACAGGCCGCAAAGCGUCAAUGCGAGGCCAUCUUUGUCGCUCUUCUUCGUUUGCUGGGCUACCGUCAUGUCAUUGUUGGAUUUGACAAAGCUGUUGAUCAUCUCUCAAAUUAUCGGCCCCGGGAGCAGGACGAACGUGAUUCAUCAGGGGUUGAGCCUUUGGUCACUUUUCUGGAGCUGGUCAAUGUGGGCGACCUGAUCUUGCAGAUGGUUGAUGUGUUCUAUGAGCAAGAACUGAUUGCGACGAGGUUGACGGACCGGCAAGACUUCCUCGAUCCGGCUGUCAAGGAAAAGAAAAAGUUCGAACAGAUGCUCGACGAACGUGUUGCUGCAGGCCUCAACAAGGGCAUUGACGUUCUCAUGGAGGAAGUGGAUUAUAUUCUCGCGACGCGGCAGCUCGCAACUGACUUCAACCCUGGUGUAUCUGCAGAUCCUCAUCGGCAGACAAUGGACGUGGGGGUGAGCCAAGCAGCCGCCGCCGUGGUCGAUGUGGUGUCAUCGCACACACAAAUGUUGGUUGGUAGUACCGACAAGAGCACACUGGAUGUGUUCAAUCAAGAAGUUGGCCUGCGCCUGUUCACUGCGCUCUGCAAACAUCUGAAGCGGCAGCGAAUCAGUAUCGAGGGCUCCCUCAAACUGAUCAGUGACAUGAACCAUUACUUCAAGUUCAUCCAAACCCUUCGGAACAACGAGCUCCUGGUCUAUUUCAAAGCCUUUCGGGAACUGGCUCAAAUCUAUCUGAUCGAUCCGUCAGACGCCAAGGAAUUGGCGACCAUCAUCGCCGACGCCGAUCGAUUUUAUGGCAUAUGGCGGGUUGAAGAAGUUUCUGAAUUUGCCGAGCGCCGAGUCGACUGGUAUCAGGUCAAAGGAGAUGUAGAGCGAGCCAUGUAUGGCGCUGGCUGUCGUCUGAUGUAG
Penicillium diatomitis is the source of this 2673-nucleotide messenger RNA. RefSeq lists its product as uncharacterized. The record is from RefSeq and is a predicted model, not a curated record. Bases 1 to 2673 code for a protein of 890 amino acids. Gene Ontology annotation, cellular component: cytoplasm; exocyst. Gene Ontology annotation, molecular function: protein binding. Gene Ontology annotation, biological process: exocytosis; Golgi to plasma membrane transport. Lineage: Eukaryota; Fungi; Ascomycota; Eurotiomycetes; Eurotiales; Aspergillaceae. The transcript is spliced from 3 exons.